ACUUUAGUUUUCCUCACCAUCAGCGGGUUUCUGGUCCGAACGGCCCCGAAAAGACAGAAACCGAUGCCCGGUGAAAGUAUUUGACAGUGAGGAACGCCAUCACCCAGGUACGCUAAAUAUGGCGGUGAGGAGUAACAGUUAAAGUUACAGACCCUGUCAUGACUGCUGGAGCUGAACUAAGUGUGAAGAGAAGACCUCCUUGGAGUUUGUUUCAGUAAUUCAAAAGGCACCUCGGCAGACAGGUGCUAUGAGCAGUGAGCUGAACGUGCCUAUGGGUUCCCCGGCCCCAGGGGUUUCAGAGCGGGCUUCGGAAGGCGGGGGGAUGGACUACAGGGACUGGGUGCGACGCAGUUACCUGGAGCUGGUCAGCUCCAACCACCACUCAGUGCAGGCCCUGUCCUGGAGGAAACUCUACCUGAGCCGGGCCAAGCUGAAGGCCUCCAGCAGGACAUCUGCACUGCUCUCUGGCUUCGCAAUGGUGGCCAUGGUGGAGGUUGACCUGGAGAUGCAGUACAGUUACCCUCGUGUGCUUCUCAUUGCCUUCAGCGUGUGCACCACCGUGCUAGUGGCGGUGCACCUCUUCGCUCUGCUGAUCAGCACCUGCAUCCUGCCCAACGUGGAGGCCGUCAGCAACAUCCACAACCUCAACUCUGUUAGCGAGUCGCCCCACGAGCGCAUGCACUACUACAUCGAGCUGGCCUGGGGCUUCUCUACAGCCCUGGGCAUCCUGCUGUUUUUAGCAGAGGUGGUGCUCCUCUGCUGGAUCAAGUUCCUGCCCGUGGACUCCAGCGUGGCCAAAAAGGCAACCACCUGCAUCACCACAACAGCCACCGCUAUGACGAAGCCUACAGCACCCUCACCGCAGUACAGCGGCUGGCAGGCUGCGCUGGCCUCCACCAUCAUCAUGGUCCCAGUGGGGGUGAUUUUUUUGGUGUUCACCAUUCACUUCUAUCGCUCUCUGGUGCGCCACAAGACAGAGCGCCACCACCAGGAGAUCGAGGAACUGCACAAGAUUAAGGUGCAGCUAGAUGGCCAUGAGAGAGGCCUCCAGACUGUGUGAUAACAUGACAGCAGCUUUAAGGACUUCCCUUUGUAUCCCAUAUUUAUCAAGUCCUCUCCCUUCUCUGAUGUUUGUUCCGGUCAUUGUUAAUGCCUUGCUUGGACUCGUAGGCAGUGAGCUUUAAAGCUCCUCACUUUGCAGCACAGACAGCCAAUACAUGUCAGAAAUUAUUCUUAAGGUAAAGUUGCGUUGUAGGAUCUGUGCAGUGACCUUGUCUGUGCUUUAGAUUUGUAACGUGUUGGUCAUAGAUAAUGUAAAAAGGUUUACAGAAAAAGGGCUAUUAUGUUCUGUGUGCCAUUUUUAUGCCAUGUCUGUGUUUUCAUGUUAGGGUUGGGUGACGAUAGCCGGUUCCAUUUUGGAUCUGGUUCUAUGUUUGCAAAAUACCCGGAUUCACUCUGAGGUUAACAAACUCUUGUUGAAUCUUGUAUCUCCCCUCAUGCUUUGCUAGCAAGGCACUGCCAUCACUUUCACCAGAAGAAAUGGCAAACGCCGCCGGGAGCUUAAGCUAAUUAACGUUAAUGCCAUAAGUAACUUGCCUUAAUGUAGGCUUGACUGUUUGAUUAUUGUGCUCUCUGUAAGAUGGUUUCUGUUCUCAGCCAAAGAUUGUUUGUUAGAGAAAGAAGAACCACUCUCUAACAACUACACUUGCAGUUCAUCAACAGAGUGGUCUGUCAAGUUAGUGUCAGUCAUGGGGAAUCUCCCAGUUAAACUUAUAUUACUUACUCAUGUAUCAAUAAUUUAAGCUGAUCAAUUUAAUAGUCAUGUAUCAGGACCUCCAGUAUUUGGUGCAAGUAGCUUAUGAAAAAUAAGAUGUACCAAAGUAUGUUUUACACCUACAGCUGGCACCACCAUUAAAAACUGUAUUGGUUCGGUCUUUUCAGCCAACAUUACAGAUCUGAUACUUUGAGUUUUAGUUAUUCAUAAGUCUUGUUCCUUGCAAAUGUUGAACGUUAAAUAGAUUAAAUAAUAAAUUUUUUAAAAAGUGGAUUUACUAAGCUGAUUCAGCGCUUGAUUCAGAUUUGAUAAAAUGCUAUCGGACCCCAACCCUGUUGCAUGGAUUAGGUGGUGAGUGCAGGCCUCACUCUUCACACUCAACCUGCUCGUCAGUCAGACUCACAUUUCACAUAAAACUGAGCUUGAUGUUUUAACCGUAAAGAGCCAUGUCAUGCAUCGCACUGCAAAGGAUUGAGGGCAUUUCUACACUAUGUAUGUGAGUGUUUGGUGCAGCAUGGUAAAAAAAAAAAAAAAAAAAAUUACCACCAGAGUUGAAAAGUUUUGUUGUGAAGUCUUAAAAAAUGUUGCAUUCUUGUAAAAUUGUCACUGUGUUUUUACAUCAAAUCUCAGACAAGCCUCAAACGUUUUAUCAUCAACUUCCUUCAGCUUCUAUUGUCUUUUACAAAGAUCAUGGAGCCUGUGAAAAAGGGGUCAAACCAGUCAAUUCUGCAUACUGAUGCUGCUCAAAGUGCUUAAAUAUGAAUGUGUUACUGUCCAAAUAUAGUUCUGCCUUAGAAUUAUCGCCUUUAUGAACUGCUGUUUUGCUUAAGGUCAUAACACAAGCAGAUCAGUUUGCUGGGAAUGUUGUUAAUCAUGACAAAGUUUAAACCAAUAAAGUUUGAACGUUGAGUCGGAUGAAGGCCCAAAGGGCUAGAGAAAAUGGUGAGGAGGAAAUGAGAACAGUCGCAGAGUGCAUGUUGUAAUCAGCAUGAGCUUGUGACCUCCAGUUUUGUACUAAAUAUUGGAGACCUUUCGGUGUGUGUUAACUGAAAGAAUCAACACACACAGAGUUGCCGCUGCCUUGGAUGAGGUCGGUGUAUGUUACUGCAUUUAAAAACGAAAAACGUACCAACCUGUUAUCACAUUCCAAAUAAGAUGACUGACCAAAGUGUUACUCAGUUGUUUGUUUCUUGCUUCUCAGAGGAGACAAAAGUGCACUUGUAGUUUAGUUGUACGGUGAGAGUGCACCAGGGGGUCUUAUCAGAGAAUAUAUUGCUUUGUCUUGUGUUUGUGGAUUUGUGCUUCUUAAAUGAAUACUGCAGAGGUCAUGGAGACCUGUGUUAGAAGAUGAAAUUCACAUCCUGCAACAGACUUCCAAAUUAAAAUAAAAUUUUAAGGUUC
Messenger RNA from Siniperca chuatsi (mandarin fish), 3175 nucleotides. It is a transcript of the gene orai2, whose product is annotated as ORAI calcium release-activated calcium modulator 2. The transcript is spliced from 4 exons. Gene Ontology annotation, cellular component: membrane. The record is from RefSeq and is a predicted model, not a curated record. Gene Ontology annotation, biological process: store-operated calcium entry. NCBI's taxonomy places the organism in Eukaryota, Metazoa, Chordata, Actinopteri, Centrarchiformes, Sinipercidae. The coding region runs from base 248 to 1060 and encodes 270 amino acids. Gene Ontology annotation, molecular function: store-operated calcium channel activity.